Messenger RNA from Symbiodinium sp. CCMP2456, 1791 nucleotides. The record is from the annotation of a GenBank genome assembly. NCBI's taxonomy places the organism in Eukaryota, Dinophyceae, Suessiales, Symbiodiniaceae.
GCAUCCAUCAUUUCGCUUUCAAGAGCAUUGUCGAAGAAACAGUCCACCUGCAAGCUGGACGCGGGACUUGAUAUUCCUGAGCGCUCCGGUGGUGUUGGCUCUGGUGGUCUGGGCGACAAGCCGAACUUCGACGACCUUGAUCAAACCUUGGGCCUCAAAGUCAUGAAGGCUGCGCGGAAGUUUCGUGCGCGAGGAGGGGAAGGCUCGAAACCAACAUCGCCGAAGUCGGCUAGGAUUCCACCGACGACUGCAGGUGGCUUCCCUUCGAAGACGGCAUCGGUCGAGGAAGCUGAUCACCCGGACAAAAAGCACAGCUUGUCUCUGCUAGCGUUGGUUCCACUGCCGGGGGAUAUUCAGCCACAUGCACCCAGUAACUGCCCCAUGCUACCCAGCGAGCCCUCCGGUGAGUCUUUCACACGAGAACGAGAACCGCGUGCAAAGUCUUCUGGCAUGCCCGGCCGCAGCCCAAACGGGGGCGCUGCGAGUCUCCUUGGCUCCACGGGAUUGACCCAGAGCGAGGUGUCCCUCAGCCAGCUGUUCAAGCACCGGGAGACCCAGCUCAUCCCUGCCAGUCCCGAAAUUCGCUCUAAAGAGAGCCCGAAGCUGCCGAACCUGGCUGCAUUGGAUCUCAACUCGGAGGCAUCAGAUGAGACGGUCAGACUGGAGGUGCUGCCGGUCCAAACUCCCAAAGCUCUCCGCGUCUGUCAGGGCCUCGUAGAGCUUUGGAUGAGACUCUGUGGGCUGACUCCUUUGGUGCAGUGGAAACCAGAGUCCGCUGAGUUUACGGAGUCCCCAGCUCCGUCUCCGCGAGCUCUGGCCGCUUCUAAGGCGUACCACUGUGUCAUUCUUCUGCUGAAUUUCCUUUUCGUUGUGCUGGCGGCCUCCUCUCUGGCGGUGUGUUCAGAUCUGGAUGCUUCAGACGAGGCUUACACCGAGGCCUCGGUCAUGUGUUGCCAACCCCUCGCGACCGAUCUGGCCUUCGGCGUUGGGGCGCUGCUUGCAGUCUGGUCUUGCGGUGGGUUGUACAGCUACUUCAAAAGCUCGCGGAUGCAGCUGCAGAUCCAGGACCAUCUCAUGCAGGAAGUCGACAGUACUGGCCUGACACACCAAUGGAAAAGCCAGAAAGGCGUUGAUGCAGUGGCACUGGGAGGCACGUGGCUCGUUGUGCUGGCUGCUCGUUCAUGGAUCAUUGGAUCGGAGCUGAUGGAACCAAUGGCAGCCGGGAAGCAAGCGCUCUACGCCCUGGCCUGCGCCUGUCUCUUGGGAGCCUGUUAUGUGCAGAUGUCCAUGUGGCGUGGAAUCUCCUUGACGGUGGUGGCCUUUGCUCGGUCCGUCCUGGAAGGUCAAGUCAGCAACCUCCAGGCGCGGCAGCGAUGGCGGGAGGCCAUCAGCUGCAUGCGGCAGACCUCUCGGAUGUUUCAAAUCACAGCCGCAGUGCUGGCACUCACAACGGUGCUGGUCUGCUUCGGGGUCCUCUACGACUUUGACCGACGCCGCCACCUUACUGCGCUGCCAACGCUCAUCGUUGCCGGGAUUCUUCCAGUUGCGCUCUACGUCGCCGCUUCUUCGACUUCUCACUGUACGCGGCUGCCAUCUCUGGUAUGCAUGUUGGAGGAGGACGAAGAGCAGGAGGAAGACUAUAUGAACCUGGCACUUUUCCUCACGUUGAGCGAGUCAGGCUUCUUUAUGUGGGACACCCGAGUGACGCUGGCAGUGCUUCAGAAGUUCCUUUACUUCACCACGGCCAUUGUUGGAACCAUUGGCUUCCAACUCAAGGUGUUCCAUUUCUGA